Messenger RNA from Venturia canescens, 1420 nucleotides. RefSeq lists its product as uncharacterized. NCBI's taxonomy places the organism in Eukaryota, Metazoa, Arthropoda, Insecta, Hymenoptera, Ichneumonidae. The coding region runs from base 109 to 1023 and encodes 304 amino acids. The record is from RefSeq and is a predicted model, not a curated record. The transcript has 3 exons.
GUGAAAGGCCUUGCGGUAUAUUAAGAGGAGAAAUAGCAGACGAUCCACCAGUCCGAGAAGCAAGGCCUGUUCGCAAGCUUCGACUCAUUUUCUUCCCGAGGGAGCAUCAUGGGUCCAUUUCUCAUUGGAAAUAUUUUCGUCGCGUUCCUGGUGUCCGCUACGGUUGGGGCGCCGACGAAUAUCAAUCUGCUAUACGAUCGUCAGACGGGACAAUAUUACAUGCCCUUGUACGGUAAAAUGUACCGGAUCCAGCGUUCGGACCAGGAGGUUUUGAGUGCAUCCGAAGAGAGUGCGAGUUACAGCGAUUUCCACGGAAGUGCUGAGGCUGCGGUCGGUUCCAACGAGUACGAAGGUCACCACCAGUUCCAAGGUCAUCAGCAGCUGGAGGCUCAGCACGGAGAGUCUUCCGGUUUCCAACCGUCUUUCGGGGGACACCAUUUGGGGGCGUCGGAACAAGCUCAUGAGUUUUCGAGCUUCGGAGGUCACGGCGGCGAUGGCGGAAGUCACGAAGAGCACGGAGGCGGCUUCGGCGGAGGUCACGAAGUGCACGGGGGCGGCUUCGGCGGAGGUCACGAAUUGCACGCUUCCGGACACGACACCGAGCACAAUCACGUCCACAGUAUUCCUGUCUCCGAACACGUAGAGGUCACCAAGCCCGUGGCUGUUCCUGUUUACAAACACAUCGGCAUUCCGGUUCCCCAACCCGUGAAAAUUCACGUGCCCCAUCCGGUGGCCGUUGGGGUACCUCAGCCCUACCCGGUCGCGGUUCCGGUAUCGAAGCCUUAUCCCGUACAAGUUAUCAAGACCGUAGCGAUCCCUGUUGAGAAGAAGGUGCCUUAUCCCGUGGAAAAACACAUCCCAAUACCCGUGGAAAAACCAGUGCCGAUUACGAUCGAGAGGCACGUGCCAGUUCCGGUAGAAAAACCCUAUCCAAUUAAAAUUCCGGUAUACAAAACGAUUCAUCACCACUCCAAGGGUCAUGUACGAGUCCACUCGAGCCACGGUCACGGUCAUGGCCGUUAAACAGCCUGCUAUUAAUAGUAGUUGAAGAAAAAUAAUAAUAAUAUUUAACUCUCAAAGAUGACGCAGUCGCUAGAAAAAGCCUACGAAACUUUUUAUUUUUUAUUUUUUUAUAAAAACGACCAAAAAUUCAAUCUUAACUGAAAACGCAUUUUUUGUUUUGCGACAAAGAAAAAAUAUUGGCUACAAAGUAUUUUUCAUCGAUCAACACUGAAAUUAAUGGGUUCAGGUUUCACCGGAACUCUCUCCCGUAUCUCGUCAUCGUAUAUUUAUGUAAAUAUUGUUAAUAUUAUUAUUGUUGUUAGCUGAUGUUGUUAUUUUUGUUAACUCUAUUAAUAUUUUUACGUGCUGUGUAUUUUUUGUGUUUUUUUGUACCCACUUUUUUUGUUUGUUCGCUGAG